AGGUGGUCGACAUGUUCUCGGAUCACCCCGACGCCUACGUCGAGUUCCUCGGCGCGCGGUACCGCGGCAAGGCGGGCAUCAAGCGCCUCUACAAGGGUCGCUUCCAGGCGACCUUCGUCAACGGCCGCAACGGACCCGUGUACGGCUGGCUGCUGGACCACAUCAUGAUGCAGGACAUCGUCGACGUCGACGCGACGGGCACGCACGCCUGGUGCCGCAUGCGCGCGCUCAUGCAGGCCGGCACCCACCAGAGCAUCGAGGAGUACUACCCGGGCGGGCACCGCCAGUGGUGGGAGGGCGGCCUGUACGAGAACGAGUACAUCAAGGAGAACGGCGUGUGGAAGCUGUUCCGGUACCGCUACUUCCCCUUCUGGCACGCCAACUUCGAGAGCGGCUGGAGCCACACCAAGAAGAACUACGUGCCCUGGCCGACCGUCACCUACCCGGAGGACCCGCUGGGCCCGGACGAGAUCUUCGAGCAGAAGAUGCUGUGGCCCGACACCCGCGUCGUGCCCUUCCACUAUCCCCACCCGGUCACCGGCAAGCCGACGGCGCCCGAUGCGCUGCGCGCCCCGGUGUACGGCGCCGAUGUCAGCACGAGCGACCCGCCGCUCACCCUCGCCCUGCCCGAGGGCCAGAGCCGGCCGGGUGCCAGCUCGCGCGAGUCCAAGCCCGGGGACAAGGUGCUCCCGGAGCUGGUUCAGAACAAGGCGGAGUAGCGUGGGGUGCCAGUUUGAGGGGUUCAAAGGGCGGCAGGCUGAGGAGGCAUGGGCCAACUUGCAGUCUCUUUGAUGCCAUUGGAAUUAUCACAGAAUAGGGUGAAUUGGCGUUUGAAAACCGCAAACCUGCGCAACUAGAUACUCUAUGCUUCGCCAGGCGAGUGUCAGCGUGCUCCUUCUUGCCAAGGCCUUCAC
Messenger RNA from Thermothielavioides terrestris NRRL 8126, 914 nucleotides. RefSeq lists its product as uncharacterized. The transcript has a single exon. The coding region runs from base 12 to 719 and encodes 235 amino acids. NCBI's taxonomy places the organism in Eukaryota, Fungi, Ascomycota, Sordariomycetes, Sordariales, Chaetomiaceae. The record is from RefSeq and is a predicted model, not a curated record.